AAUUCGCUCCGGCAAUUUGAGGCCACACAUUUUGGCGAUCCUGCCAGGUUGUUUGUUGGAUCCUGAUACUGAUUUCAAAAGGAGAUUGACAUCAACAUAAUUUUCACGAAGACAGAGGAAGGAAAUCACUUGAUUGAAACACUGCGCGAAGACGGGAAGCCUAGUGACAAAAUCAUAAAGCGAAUAACACAUCUACUUUGCGAUUUUCUAAAGUUGAACUAUGGAGUUCGUGCCUCUACCCACUACAAAAACAUGCUCGCAAAAUCCUUGGUACAGUCCUACCCCGUUUUGGCAUCAACUGUAUCUAUUGUACCGCAUGCGCUAUGGUUUUAUUUGAAUGGCAGAGGCGAUGGCAAGCAUGCCGGUAAGAUACACUACCGAAUGGAGUAUCUGGCCAAACGAGCAGAGGGACGAGUGUUCAACAGAAAAGUACAAAUAUCAAAGGAGCAACCAGUGAAGAUUGAAGAAUCCAGCCUAUCUGAAACUGAUUUGUUUGCAAUGGUAGAGGAAUUAAAGUUUAUUGUACCCGUACCUGACAACCGGAAGCGUAUCAAUCUGCUGUGGGAUUACACAUUUGCAUACCGUUGCCAGUACCGCACCAACGACGACUUUUUGUCUUUCUUGGAAGAAUUUCCCGUUUCAAGUGGAUUUAACGGAGAACUGAUUGAGUAUGACUACAGACGAUUGACAAACCGCAACAUUGUUUUUGCUGAAGAAUGGACAAAAUGGGAGCAGAUGGUACUCCACACAUACAGACAUACUUUCAAGGAAGUGUCCGAUGAUUUUCUAAGAGCACUUGCCAUCAUUCGCUUGAAAAAUCCAACCCGAGGGUCAAAACGGCUCCGCGAUGAUAACCAGUCAAAAGAAAAUCCUUUGUAUGGGCACAGACAAACAGACGUAACACUUCCCAUUUCCACAUCGUUCACGUGUUCAACGGUUGAUUUGAAAUAUAUCUGUGCUACGCGAUUGUGCCACGAGAGGCGCUAGUGUUCAAUCGCUUUGACAUUUGAUUAGUGUAUAUGCUGCUGAAUGUUUUCUGUGUUGAUGACGAUGAUGAUGAUGAUUGAUAUAGACCCCAUAAAACAUUUGACAGAUGGGAAAUUUGCUGGUACACCGACGAAGUCGGGUGCCGACGAAAUCAACUGUUUUUAUGGCCGACGAAAUCGGGUGCUGACCUUGGUGUCGACGAAACCAACUGUUUUUACCACCGACGAAAUCGGGUGUCGUAAAAAUCAUCCUUCAUAAAUACCAACUAAAUCUGGUGCCUUCCAAAUCAUUUGUAUUGUCAACCUAUUUAAUCGGCUGGCUCAUAGACAUCAUCUAGAUCGACGUAUCAAUCGA
This is a messenger RNA of Armigeres subalbatus, 1341 nucleotides long. RefSeq lists its product as uncharacterized. Lineage: Eukaryota; Metazoa; Arthropoda; Insecta; Diptera; Culicidae. Bases 253 to 987 code for a protein of 244 amino acids. The record is from RefSeq and is a predicted model, not a curated record. The transcript has 7 exons.